Messenger RNA from Erpetoichthys calabaricus (reedfish), 1720 nucleotides. RefSeq names its product gastrula zinc finger protein XlCGF52.1-like. The coding region runs from base 162 to 1223 and encodes 353 amino acids. The transcript is spliced from 2 exons. The record is from RefSeq and is a predicted model, not a curated record. Gene Ontology annotation, biological process: regulation of immune system process; negative regulation of transcription by RNA polymerase II; regulation of cytokine production. NCBI's taxonomy places the organism in Eukaryota, Metazoa, Chordata, Cladistia, Polypteriformes, Polypteridae.
AAACAGGUCUGCAAGAGGAUGGCAGGUGUUACUCACUUCAGUGUAGACAUCGGGAGAAGCUGCAAAUUGAAGAUGGGAAGAAGCUGACAGAGAGUUUGAGGCCAUCUUCUUUUCAUGUUGUGAAAUCAACAGGGUUAGGUGCCACCAGUGCUCGAGAACAAAUGCAAAAUAGUGAACCCCUUGCUUUAGAUGUCUGCCAAGAAAAUGAGAAAAGUUCAACCUUUAAAUCUGAUUGUAAAGAUCACGGAAAUGUUUAUGUAACAGGAAAGCCUUUCAUCUGUUCUGAAUGUGGUAAGCGAUUCUCGCAAACUCGAAAUCUUAAGACCCACUUAAGAAUUCACACCGGUGAGAAGCCGUAUUGCUGUGCUGAAUGUGGUAAACGAUUUUCUUACAGUAACAACUAUCAGAGACAUAGAAAAAUGCAUACUGGAGAGAAGCCAUAUUGUUGUAAUGAAUGUGGCAAACCAUUUUCAAAGUCCAGUGAUCUUCAAAUACACACAAGAGUUCAUACUAGAGAAAAGCCAUAUCCCUGUUCUGAAUGUGGGAGAAGAUUUGCACACAUCAGUAAUCUUAAGUCACAUACAACAGUUCACACUGGGGAGAAGCCAUUUUGCUGUUCAGACUGCAGCAAACAAUUUUCCCUGCUUGGUGAGCUAAAAAAGCACAAGAGGAUACAUACAGGUGUGAAACCACAUUGUUGUGCUGAAUGUGGGAAACGAUUCUUAAAGGCAAGCAAUCUUAAAGUACACUCAAGAGUUCACACAGGAGAAAAAACACACUGCUGUUCUAACUGUGGUAAGCGAUUCUCAAAUGCAAGUGAUGUUCAGAGACAUAUGAAAAUUCAUACUGGGGAAAAACCAUAUGGCUGUUUUGAAUGUGGCAAACAGUUUUCAACUGUCAGUUAUGUUACAAGGCACAUAAAGAUACACACUGGAGAGAAGCCAUAUAGCUGUUCUGAAUGUGGUAAACAAUUCUCGAUAAAAGGAAAUCUUCGAAGGCACACAAAAAUUCAUGCCGGAGAGAAGCUUCAUCCUGCUCAGAAUGUGGCUAACAAUUCUCGGAUAUACACAGACAUCAUGGACACACAAAAUCCCUCUCAGGAUGGAAGUCGUUUUGUUGUUCUGAAUGUGGCAAACAGUUCUUCUACAGAAGUAGUCUUCAGCAACACAUCAGAUUUCACUCUCAAUGGAACCCCACAUCAGAGUGACAUCAGGAUGACUUGACACAUAAAUGACCUGGUAAAAGUGAACCAUGGCUUGAUGACAUAGAGUGGUCCACUACAGUUAUUGGGGUACAGAGCUGGUAACUGUCACACACUUGAUUGUUUUAAGCAAAAUAAUGACAGCCUUAAUUGUGUAGAUGCAGAGAGUCCACGUAUUUUGCAGCAUUAUUAAAGAUGAGAGAAGCACUUGUAAAGUACCCCAUAAAGAAAUAAAGAGAAACACACAUAUAGUACCAUCCGGAAAGUAUUCACAGCGCAUCACUUUAUCCACAUUUUUCCUUAUUCCAAAAUGGAUUAACUUCAUUUUUUUCCUCAGAAUUCUACACACAACACCCCAUAAUGACAAUGUGAAAAAAGUUUUCUUGAGAUUUUUGCAAAUUUAUUAAAAGUAAAAAAAUUGAGAAAGCACAUGUACAUAAGUAUUCACAGCCUUUGCCAUGAAGCUCAAAAUUGAGCUGAGGUGCAUCCUGUUUCCCCUGAUCAUCCUUAAGAUGUUUC